Dermacentor andersoni is the source of this 1225-nucleotide messenger RNA. RefSeq names its product retinol dehydrogenase 5-like. NCBI's taxonomy places the organism in Eukaryota, Metazoa, Arthropoda, Arachnida, Ixodida, Ixodidae. Gene Ontology annotation, molecular function: oxidoreductase activity. Gene Ontology annotation, cellular component: intracellular membrane-bounded organelle. The record is from RefSeq and is a predicted model, not a curated record.
UUCACGAGGGACAAAAGAAGAGGCACGCGCGGUCACGUGCACGUGCGUCAGCGCCAGGCGAAGCAGGCGCAUUCGAACAGAAGGGGGCUCGCGAGCGCACAGGUACCAUGCAGGGCUACGCGAGCAUGCUUCUCGCCGUGUUCGUGUCCCUGUUCUGCGUCCUCUACACGGCGCCUCUAGUGCACACAGCGGCGCACGUAAUUUCCCUCGCCCUGGUCGUCGUCGUCGUAUCGCACUACGCUACCAUCUGGCUGCUCAAGACGCUCACCUACAAGGCGGUCCCGCCCAAGGGCAAGAUCGUCGUCGUCACGCGAUGCGACAGCGGCUACGGCAACAGACUCGCUCUGGAGCUUGACCGACGAGGGUUCACGGUGGUGGCCGGCUGCGCGAGCGAGGGAAGUCCCGGCUCUCGGCAGCUCAAGCAGCAGCGCAACAUCCACGUGGUCGACAUGGACGUCACGCAGGCCGAGUCGCUCGCCGAGUUCGAGAAGCACGUGCGCGCGCUGUGCAAGGGCGACAGCCACCUCUGGGCCGUCAUCAUCAACCUGAGCGUGGUGUCUCUCGGCGAGCUGGAGUGGUACGACGACGACGACAUGCGCUGGACCUACGAGGUGAACGUGCUCUGCGUCGCGCGCGUGGCCAGGGUGUUCCUGCCGUUGCUGCGCCAGUCACCGCAUUGCGGCCGGCGAUUCGUCAUCGUGAACAGCGUGUGGAGCCGCAUGGCCGUUCCGGGUACCGGACCGUACUGCAUGAGCAAGUACGCCGUACGCUGCUUCACCGAGGUUCUGCGCCGCGAGCUGCUCAAGUUCGGCAUCUACGUGGUUGGCAUCGAGCCGAACCUGUACCGGCUGCCGCAGACAAAACCCAGUUCGCUGCUGAAGUCCUACAAGUACAUGUGGGACAAGCUCCCUGACGACGUCAAGGAAAUCUAUUCCAGGGGAUACGCAGACGAAAUGGAGGACAACAUCCGGCGAACAAUAGCGAAAGAGCCGGACCCGAUUGUUUUAGACGUCGCCAAGAAAAUGCUGGACUCCGUGCAAACGGCGUAUCCCAGCAAGAUCUACCAGCCCGACCUGUUGAGCUGGAAGAUUCUGUAUGCGGGAUUUCGUCUGCUUCCUGACGAAAUCACCGAUUUCUUGUUCACAAAUAUUUCUGGACUUAUGAAAGCUUGAUUAAAACGGUUCUACGUGUUUGUGCCGAUUGAACAAGGUGCUUUUUCUGUAUG